Messenger RNA from Schistosoma margrebowiei, 6228 nucleotides. The record is from the annotation of a GenBank genome assembly. NCBI's taxonomy places the organism in Eukaryota, Metazoa, Platyhelminthes, Trematoda, Strigeidida, Schistosomatidae.
AAAAUUUGAAGGUCGAAGCUACGAAAAUAUGAUGUGCAAUUAAAAUUUGUCCAAUAAUGUUUCUGUAGACUUUACGUACAUUCCACGUCUUGGUACCUACUACUUGAUUUUUCACAAUAUCGCUUUUCAAUGGACCAUUUGAUAAAAUCUUGUGAAAGUUUAGUCAACCCUACCUGUUCUAUUAAAUUCGAAAAACUUGUGGAAUUUGGCCUAACCGGAAUCGUCAUUCGUGAAUAUCAACUACAAGGAAUUAACUGGUUAAUAAAUUGUGAUUUACAAAAUCAUGGUGGACUAUUAUGUGAUGAAAUGGGUUUAGGUAAAACAUGUCAGGUUAUUUGUUUUAUUUUAGCUAUCAGUAAUUGGAAAUCUAAUGCUACUUUUUUAAUUGUAUCUCCGCUUUCUGUUAUAGAAAAUUGGAGAUGUGAACUUCAAAAUAUUGCUCCUAAUAUUUCAUUCAUGACUUAUAUCGGCGACAAAGUAACACGUUCUAACUUACGAUCUAAUUACAAUAAAUCAAUUAAAGUCCUGUUAACUACUUACGAGAUUUGUAUUAAUGAUGAAGCAUUUUUUAAAACAUUCUAUUGGAACUAUGUCAUUAUUGAUGAAGGGCAUCGUCUUAAAAACUCUAAUACUCAAUUGUAUUCAAUGUUAAAUGAGACAUGUCUAGGAAUUCGUUUUAUACUAACUGGUACACCAGUUCAAAAUAACUUAGAAGAGUUGUUCAAUUUACUGCAUUUUGUCGCACCUAACUAUUUCCAUGGAAAAUUACGUUCUACAUUUUUAAGUCAUUUUGGCAAUACAGAUAAAAAUGAAACAGACCAAGAUAUGGCGAAAAUUUUACGUCCAUUCCUUUUACGGCGUAUUAAACAAAAUGUCUUAACUGAUUUACCACCACGUGCAGAUAUUUUAAUCUAUCAUUCAUUAACUAGUUUACAAACACAAAUUUAUCGGGCUCUAUUAACACGAAAUGCAGAUUUAUUUCAAUCUAUUACUGGUCAACAUAAUAAUGAUCUACGUAUUCACAAUCGUUUACAGAACUUGAUUAUGAAUUUAAGAAAAUGUGUAAAUCAUCCAUAUUUAUUUGAUGGUAUAGAACCAGAACCAUUCACACUUGGUGAACAUUUAAUUCAAACAAGUUCAAAACUUUUUCUAUUAGAUCUUCUUUUACAAUUUUUAUAUAAUCCUAAUCAUUCUAAUUUGGAUAAAUCAUUUUAUUCUUUUAAUUUAAAACCUGUACAUAAAGUUUUAAUCUUUUCUCAAAUGACUCGUAUGCUUGAUAUUAUACAAGAUUAUAUGACUUUAAAAGGUUAUAGUUAUGAACGUUUAGAUGGUUCAGUACGUGGUGAAGAUCGUUUUCAAGCUGUUAAAAGUUUUAAUGAAGAUCAAGAAACAUUUGUGUUUCUACUUAGUACUCGUGCAGGUGGUCAGGGUUUGAAUCUAGUCUCUGCUGAUACUGUUAUCUUUGUUGAUAAUGAUUUUAAUCCACAAAUCGAUGUACAAGCCGCUGGGCGUGCUCAUCGUAUCGGUCAAACCAAGCCAGUUCGAAUAAUAAGACUUGUUUGCCGGCAUACUGUUGAAGAAGCAAUAUUAUCUCGUGCAGAGACCAAAUUAAAAUUAGCAACUCGUGUAUUAAAUACGACAGAUUUAAAAAAUCUAGAAAAUAAAACUGAUAAACCAUUCACAUUCGAUGAGUUGAAUAAUGUUCUUAAAUUUGGAUUGGCUAAACUACUCAAGACAACUGAUAACGAUGUUGGUAACAAUAAUGAGGAUGACAAGAAAGUUAAUCUGAAUUUUACUCAAAUACUUGGUGAAACAGAUCAUGAAACAGGACACUGGUUACCAGUUCCUCCAUCUACCGUAAAUAAUGGCACCUUAGAAGAACAGAUAAAUUCUUGUGGUUGGGUGCUACUCACAAAUGAACCGUUUCACUGUGAACCUAGUGAAGCUGAUCAAGAAGCAGUUAAAAAGUUGCAACAAGACUAUGAAUUAACCAAAUCUAAAUUAAGCGUUGAAGAUGAUGAAUUGCUUGCAUCAGAAAAUAUUACAGGAUUUGGUGUAUCGAAUUCUACUUUCACCAAACUGAAUAAGCAUCGCAAAAAGUUAACACCAGAAGAAAUUGAAGCUCGUAAUAAAAAGGCUGCUGAGACUAAAGCUAAACGUGAAUAUAAACGAAAAGAAAAUGAAGCAAUUCGGAGCGCUGAGCGUUUAGAAAGAAAACUUUCUUUAUGGCAAUCUGUUGGCUAUAAAACAUUCAGUGUGUUCCGAGAUGAAUCAACUAUAGCUGAAGUAAAUCAUUAUCCACAUCCUAAUCAUAGGGAUCAAUUCGAGAAUGUACUUGAUAAUGAUAAUGACUUCAGAGAUGAAAUAAGAAAUAACAUGGCAAGUGAAGAGUUUCCAUAUGGAACUGAUGCUGGAAUCUACUAUAAAAUUGGUGAUGCCUCAGAGCCACUUAGUAUUUUCUCACUAAUGAAAGCUGAAAAUAAAAUUGAUGGUACACCACCAUAUUUUGUAUGUACUACUAUUGAUAAUAGUGGUCAUUGGAGUCAUGGUGGAAUAUUUCGAGCUCUUGAUAGACGUAGUAAUAAUAAAAUCAAAGAUGCAUAUGAAUUAGCUGGUCAAAUGGAUGAUUUAAAUUUAGGUGAUUGUUUAAUUGUUCCAAUUGAGAAUCCUGACAAUUCAUCAUCUUCAUCAUCGACAAAAAAAGAAAUUAAAACUUUUAAUGACUAUUUAACCAACCAUCAUAACAAUAAUGAUAAUAGUGAUGAUGAUGAUGAUAGCACUAAACCGACUGUCCAUAAUCAUUGGUCAAAUAAUUUUUCUGGCCUUUUAAUUGCUCAAAAACAUUCCAGUAAAACAUAUUCAACUGGUGAAGCUCCAGAUUUACAACUAAAUGCAUUAGAAAAAAGUUUAUGUGCUCUUGGAAUGGCUUGUGCUCGUUUGAAAUUGUGCUCUGUUCAUAUUCCUCGAUUAGGACAUGGAACUCAAGCAUUUACAUGGUAUAAAAUUGAAAGACUAUUAAGAAAACAUCUUGUUGAUCAUCAUCAUAUUUCAGUAUAUGUAUAUUAUUAUCGUCCAGUUAAUGCAGAUAAUCAUCAUUCAUCUGAUUCCUGUACAACAUCUACUGCUUCAUGUUCGUCUACAUCAACUAAAGAACCUUUUAAGUCUCUGAAACGAAAAAUCUCCUCUUCAGAAAACAAAAUUAAUUUUAAUCAAAAUCUGGAAACUAUGCAACCAGCCAAAUAUUUGUAUAAUUUAUUUACAGGCAAAUCAUUCUAUAUUGACAGUUCUCUAGUUGAUGGCAAUGAUGGUGAUGAUGAUGAUGAUGUGAAGAAAUUAAAACGAAUAAUUAUUGCUUAUGAUGGUGUUAUAGUAUCCAACCUAGACUCAUCUGUUACGCAUAUUAUUUACACAGGUAAAUUAAAUCAGAGGAUGAAACCGAUCGAUAAAGAGGUAAGUGCUUUUUAUACCACAAAUACAUUCGAUUGUUAACCGAAAGGUUAGUGGUUCAAGCCCAUCCGGGGGUGGUAGGCACUUUGCCCCCAAAUGCCCUGGUACAGCCAAGACUCGAGAGAGUCCCCUCUCUAUCCCUCUCCAAAUGCUCUCACAUGACCACGCGUAUAUAGUUUCUGCCAGGGAAGUCCUACACGCUAUCUUCUCGCGGCAUUACUGAUGUUUACGAAAUUGAGAGGACGAAAAGCAAAUGUCCAGAGAUUUAACCGAGUUGGUGGACACGGAGAGUCCACCUGGGGGAGUUGGAAAACCCUCAUCCUAAACAAUGAUGCAUUUUGGCUCCAGUAUCCUAGAGCAGCAAAUGGCCUACGAACCAAUCGUUGGUCAAUAGCUACCAUGGGAGUGCAUCUCCUCACGUUGCUCCACUACUUUGUGAAUUAGACCUUUAGGUGAAAAGCUCCGAAUGGCCCGUUAAGAAAACCACCUGUUUCGGUUUGGGCACCCAGGCAACACCCAAGCCCUCACAUAAAUCGAAUGAUUUAUGUGGUGCAUAUCUAUUUAGUGCCUCCUUGUACCAAUAUUUAUGUGUUUGGAUGAAUAAAUAAAUGAAUUCAUAACCGGGAAUUUAACAUGGAUAGUCUGUCUAAUCGAUACAUCAACUUCAUAAUUAAGGUUACUAGUUAUGGUUAACCAUCAGACAUAUGGUCGCUUGGGCUGUCUGAUCUUUUGUAUAAUUUACUGAUUAUUGAUAAACUGAAUUCGGGAGUCAUUUACCCAUAUAAUUUUCUAGCAAAACAUCUAAAAUUAAGUGAGAUAUGUAUAAACAUCAUCCAACGUUGUCGACUUUGACUAAAAGUUGAAAAAGACACAUUGUAUAGAAUAAAAUAGUCCUACUUAAUUCCUCGGUUCCCUUAAAAGUCCUCACUGGUGAUGAACAAUUGUUCUGACAAUACGAUAUCUCAUCUGAAUUCUGGAAACUACGAGGGAUGUUUAUAACGAGACUAGAGGUAAAAUGUUUUGCCAUGAAUAAAGAGUACAUUGAAAAGAAAUACGGUCUACACUCACAUACACAUCAAAUUUUGUAAUAUAAAUCCUUCUAGAUUUCAAUCCACAUUAUUUACCAAACAGGUUACGUCUAAUGUACUUAAACUUACUCAAAAUUGAUUACCUCAAGUGGUGUUCGUCAGGGCUAUCCACUCUUUCCAUUCUUGUUUAACUUUAUUGUAGACGUGCUUUUAGAGAUAACACUUUCCUCAUCUGAAUUUCCAGGGAUUGAAUUUCUACCAGGAGAUCCACUUGUUGACUUAGAAUAUGCUGAUGACAUAGAUUUAUCUGGCGAAGACGCUGACAAAAUGCAGAGUCUUCUGACCUUUCUAAGCAACAAUGCAAGUAUGUUCGGGAUGAGAUUCUCCCCCUCGAAAUGCAAAAUGUUGCUUCAGGAUUGGGUUACAUCGACACCCGAACUAGUGAUAGGGAGUGAAGUAGUUGAGUGUGUCGACCGCUUCACUUAUCUUGGAAGUCUCAUCAGCCCUUGUGGUCUGGUGUGUGACGAAAUCUCAGCACGGAUACAGAAGGCUCGACUAGCUUUUGCCAACUUGCGUCAUUUAUGGCGUAGGCGAAAUAUCAGUCUAUCAACCAAAGGACGUGUUUACUGUGCAGCAGUUCGUCCCGUCCUACUUUAUGGCAGUGAAACAUGGCCGGUAAGAGUAGAGGAUAUCCGUAGGUUACUAGUAUUUGAUCAUAGGUAUCUUCGAAAUAUUGCUCAUAUAUCCUGGGACCAUCGAGUAAGUAAUGCAGUUGUUAGGAAACGGGUACUAGGUAAGGAUGGCAAAUCAAUUGAUGAAGUGGUGAAACUUCAUCAGCUGAGAUGGCUGGGACGUGUUACGUAUGCCCAACCACCGACUGCCUCGACGUGCUAUAUUCAGUGGUAUAGGAGUAGGUUGGAAGAAAGCUAGGGGCGGUCAGACCAAAACAUGGCACAAGUCCAUGAAGUCACUGACAAGUGGACUGAGUCAUAUUGGUAGGUAUAGACUACCUGGUUGGGGACCGCGAGAUGAUAGAAACCGAUGGUUAGAGACCCUGAAUGACAUGGCUCAAAAUGGUUUGCAAUGGCGCAGGUGCAUCCACUCUUUGUGUUUUUCCAGAUUCUAAUCUUUUGAAUUCUUCAUGUCCCUUUCUUUCUUCUCUUUCCAAAUUUAUUUCACUGGAUUAUACUCCUUGAUAACAUCUUCAAUCCCUGGUCUUUCCGACUACUGCUUAUACUCUUACUACCUCGACAACUGCAUCUCUGUGCAAAUGUGGUAUGGCAACUCGAACUGAUGUACGUACGUACGAAGUUCUACGUUGUUACUGACUGACUUAGACUCAUUUUAUAUAUGAGUAAAUAACGUGUUUGAUUUAAAGACAUAUUGAUAGUUUACUUAAAAGCAUCAUAUUUAAAUGACCAAAUUUUUUUAAUUGUAUAUCUGUUAAUUCGCAUCAUUCUAUAAAUCUAGAGCCCAUAUGAUUAACAUUUAUUAAAUUGUUGUUUAAUUCUUUACUUUCAAGAAUUGUUUCCAAUUAUCUGCAUCAUGGAUUUGGCAAAGUAUAAAAAAGCGUAUCUGUCUACCAGAAUCUGACUAUAAUAUAAUGUAAUAUUUUAUGCCUUUCUUUUCUUUUCUUUUUUUUUUAAGAUUGUAAACAUUAUUUUUUCUAGAAGCAUAUCCCUUUCCUUUUAAGAUUUCUAUUAAUACUGUAUAUUGACUAUUUGUAUACAACAAUAAAGUGAUAUAUUGAAUG